CUGUACCACGAGAAUGAGACCAGUCCUUGAAGCGAAGCGCAAACGCCGGACGAUCGUGCCACAAAUGCAGCCACUUCGCCCAUCUUCGAUCAGUAACAAAUGGCCUCGGAGCAGCUCUUUCGAUCAACAAGAAUGUUGUCUUCGGAUACUUGAGGGAUUUGACGUGGGUGGCACGCAUGAACUGGAAAAGAAAAUAUUUCUGGAAUGUUGACGUACCCCUCGCAACCGAACCUGAAGCGACAGGCUGUAGAAGUUUUAGGAUGGCAGAGAAAUGAGGAGCUUUUGUUCAGAGAAAAGAAACGGGACUUUUUUUCAGUUACAGUCUCAUUCAUAUUUCGUUCGGUGUGAUUAGUAUCCGUAUCUCCUUGCCAGCAGACGCAAUAUUUUGUUUCAUAGACCAACCUGUAACAUCUGCAAAAUGGCAGUAGUCCUCGCAGUCAAUGUUCCGAUGGGUGCGCCCAGUGCAAACGGAGUCGAGCCGUUGAAGAAGAAGCACAAGCUGCAGAUAAGUGAUCCUGACACGGGCGUCUACGCGGCCGUUGAAAAGCUGAUCAGGACGCGCAAGCAGCAAGGGAGCGCCUCCUGGCCCGAAUGGUUACCGCAGACUGACGAAGAGUUACGGGAAAAAGGAAUUCUGCAGGGAUUUCAGUCAAAAAGGAUUUUCAAUCGCGAAGACACGAACGGCAUCCCCGAAACAACGAUGCAGAUGCUCAUCGACGACGGUAAGGACCUCGAGACCAAGCUGGCUAGUAAUGGGAUGCGAAUUGUGUCCAUCAAUUUGCUGUAUCCAAUCACCGACGCAGAGCGCGCGGACUACACCCGUUCGCAGAUCCUAGGCGCUUCGCAACUUGUCCCGCCGAGCGAUCUCAGUUUUCUGGGCGGUCAGGGAAGCGCAGUGGCUAGCGAAAGCGGCGUCGGGUUGGCAACCGGUGAUGGCAUGGCGCUCGGGUCUUCCGGCUUUCGCACGGCCCUGCAGGUGCCAGAAGAGCCGGAAAGUAAGGACGACGACGACGACGCUGGGGGCAUCAAAGACUCUUCUCCGCGGAGGCUCUCUUCGGGUUCUCCGCCUGCCCCGCAGGACGCCAGUCUAGUCGAGGACGCCCCGUCUGGGGUGGACAUCUCCCAUGUUCUGGCUCCAGAACGUGCGGACGAGGUUGCCACUGCCCACGACGAAAACGACGUGUCUAUGAAAGACGCCGUAGAGCAGGAAAACGACAACGAGCGAAGUGACAACGUCGAAAAUAAGAAUGACCUUCUUGACGAAGUUUCUCGUGAAGAUGAGGCCGCACCGGAAAAGGUAGACGUGGUGGAGCUCGCUAACGCAUCGAAAGAUCUCGUCGAGGAUAGCAACGAAGCUGGCCAAAGCAUCGCUCGAGAUGAAUGCGAGGAUGGAGCUGAAAGCGCACAACAAGACAAUCGUCGUCGCUCGCGCGAGGGCUCUGAUGUCGAUGCUGAGAUGCCAGAGAGAACAGUCGAGGACGAGGAACACCGCGGUGCCUCGAUUCUGAACUGCAGCGAAGCUGCGGACCCGCGAAGCGUCCUAGAUACAGAAGUGAAACUGAAUAGUGAGCCAGCUGCUAACGACGACGUUCUGGGAAAGCGCUCUACCCCUACCCCUCUGCUUCCCGCCUCCGCCUCGGUGGUGGAGAAAACCCAAAAUGUUCCCGGCAUCUUGAAAACGCAACUGGUGCCCCAAGGGGCUGCGCAUGAGAAUGCCGGAGCAGCAGCUCCUCCCGGGAGCCUGCUUGCACACGACAAUGUAGCGGACGACGAUAUCGAUGAAGGCGACGAAGACUUCAACAACGACUCCGUUCUCGACAAAGUCCCCACUCCACUCCAGCGACACUCGCAGCAGUCUGUAGGCGACAUAGCUGGCGAGAAGACGAGCAGUGUGUUCGGUAAGCCUACGACCACCGCUUUACUUCCGGAAACGGAGAGGGACGCGGCAGAAGAAAAAGCAGGCGCGGAAGUAGAGAUGAAUAUGCAGAAGUCGAACAAUAAAAGCUUGUCCGCCCAUCACCAGACGGGCGGAUCAGGCGGUAAAGUGGCAAACGAGGUCAUUGAUCUGGCCAGUGAUGGCUCGGACGUCGAAAUGCUCGACGCGAAUGAAAAUAACCACGCGAAAGCCAAGCAGGAGGCCGAGUCUUCCUUCCUCAACCAAUCUUUGAUUCCGGAAGCGUUACUGGAAGACGCGGAGCGCGCAAAUCAGAAGCGGAAGAAAAAGCCUUCGUCGAACACAGGGACAAAGCAAGCAUCAUCAAGUACUGCCGUUGGGACGGUCUUGCUGGACGUGAAAAACAAAAAUGUCACGAGCGCGAGCUCGUUCGCUGGCGUUUUGCUGCAACAGAAAGGCGGCUCUUCGUCUUCUUCUUCGUCCGCAGUGCGGCUCGUGCAGCAGCAGCCGAAGGCGAAAGCGUCGAGAAAGCGCGGCGGGGCAAGCAGUCGGCAGAAUAACAAUUUGCUUUUGAACGACUUGGAUUUAGAGGACGAAGUUUUCGGGGAAGACGAGGAGCUUUUCGAUGAUGAGGAGGAGGUUCUCGACGACAGUAAAAACAAGAAAAAAGCCGGUGGCGCCGGUGCCUUCUCAUCCAAAGCCGCGGCGGCAAAGCCUGCCGCGAAGCAGCGUGGUCGGCCGCGCAAGAAGCAGAAAAACGUCUUGUCGCCUGAAAUGGCCGCGCCGUUGGAGGACGAAGAGGAGCUGUUUGACGACGAGAUGGUGGUGGAGAUGGAUGCGGCCCCGGAAAGUAACGAUCUACCCGGACAAAAAGCAAACAAGGCUCCUCCGCGCAAGUACCUGUGUCCGGUGGAUAAGUGCAAAGACAGCCACGCGACAAAAGUCGGGUACACGAGCCAAUUGGGUCUGUGGAAACACGUGACGGACAUGCACCCUAAGUUGUCCGACGAGAAAACGCUGAAGUCGGGGGCCUGCGAGUGGGUGAAGUCCGUCGACGUCACCAAGGGCCCCGCGAAGGACUGUCGGGUCCGCGUGUGCCUGGUUCGGGACGAGAAGAAGAAGGGCGAAUACAAGACGAACUGGUACAUACGCCUGAAGGACCGCGAAGUGCUGCGGAACUGGAGAAGCCACAUCAAAAGCGCCGUCGAAGACAGCGACACAAAUUUGAAGGCGCAAUUGGAGUACAGAGCAUUUGUUCUUCCGAUCUAGUUUUUUUCCGAUAGUUACAUCUUUGAUGGAAAUUUAUUUGUGCUUCUACAUUACCAUUAGUACCGAGUUAUUUGUUCUGCAGUGCCACUUGCGCAGAGGUCAAAUUUUUCAAAAAACAGGGGCGAGGUGAAGCUCAAACUGGAGAAGGAAGCGAAAAUAAAGAAGCAGGAGCUCGAAGCACAGUAUCUGGAGGUACUUGAGCGCGAGACCAUCGAACAGCGCCAGAAGGAGGCUCGCGACCGCAUCCGGGAGGACGUCGGGGAAGCUUCCGCUGCAAGAAGUGCGCGCUUCGCCGCGCUUCCCCGGAGGACCGCCGCCCAGCUGGCCGAGGACUUUUUGCACUUUUCCGGAACAGCGGGUAACGCCUCCGUGCUGCGCAAGCUCGCGCCGAAAGUGGCGGAAGCGGAAAUUUCCGGGGCGAUGCUGCUGGACUGGGGUCGGGAGAAGCGCAAUCUUCUUGACGUAGAGGUAAUCAACAAGAUGCUGCUGAAAACUCCACAAGAGCGGGACGCGGUCCUGGUUGAGUUUUUGAACGUCCCGGAGGCGUCCCUCGUCGCAGAAGACGACACAGAAGCGAAUCUGAUCAAGCGCUUGCGGGGGGAUAAAAAGCCUCUGGCGCUCCACGGCGGUGCGAUGAACAGUCUCGCGCGGGAUCACUCCGCGGUUCUGGUUUGCAUGGUGGAAAAUCGAAAUGUGAAAAGUAUCAAAGGCCUCGGCCGCUGCAUCGAGAAGAAGGACGCGCGAAACGAAGUUGAGCCCGCACUCGUCGCUGGCCGGGGCGGUGACCCGGUGGCGAACAAGCUGGCGACAUAUCUACUGGUACGUCGUUUUUUGUGCGUUCAUUUUUCUGCUGGAGUGAAGAUUGCUUGUUGGUGAAGAAAAAGCAUGAACAUCAAUAGAUACUUUUAUGCCUACUUCUCGUAUCAGAUCGCAGUGGAGCUGCUUUGUCUUCGCGAGUCCAAGGAGACAGCGCUCAAGAAAAACGCAGCAUCGUAGUUGAAAAAAACGAUGACAAAAUGAAAUCUUCUAUCAGAUGGCCGAUCCGAGCAUUCCUGGAGAGUCAGCCACUGUUGCGGGGAAUAUCACGAAAAGUAUAUCGCGGAAGCACUUUCUAAUCUAUUUUGCGAAAGAUCCGGACGGUGAGGACGGUCGCUGGUGGCUGCAGGACCACUCAGCAUCUGGCACUGCGGUGAACGGCGUACGGAUUAAACAAACAGCGGACAACGGAAAGCGAUACUCACACAAACUCGCUGACGGUGACCUGAUUGGGAUCGGAAGUGAAGAGAAUCUUUACCGCACCAACAAGCACCUGCUCUUCAAGUUCCGGAUCUUGUGAGUUGCUCGAGCCAAGACUUGAGGAAAAAAAACGAGCUACGACCUGUCAUCUAGCACUCCAUCGAAUCGAUCACAUUUACCAACAAAAAAGCGACAUCAAAUGAAAAGCGUUCCCGUGAUUUCGUUCGGUGACCCGCACCGUUUCCCGAAUUUAAAUCAGACAGGUAAGUUAUCACACUCGGCAUGAGCGCCAAGCAGAAUUUCGAAGAGACGACCUCGAAAAAGUGCAACCGUCAAC
This is a messenger RNA of Amoebophrya sp. A120, 4736 nucleotides long. The record is from the annotation of a GenBank genome assembly. NCBI's taxonomy places the organism in Eukaryota, Dinophyceae, Syndiniales, Amoebophryaceae.